AGGCUUAGCCCUGCCCGGUGCUCCUCCUCCCGGCCCUGUUAUGCGAGUAUCCCGGCCGCAGGGCGGCAUUGCGCGGCUGUUUCCUGCCCUGAUGCAUGGUGGUCGGACGGAGGAAUUGUUGGAAAAUUGUGUCGGAGGUAAAGCCAUGCUGCUGGCUCAGAUAAACCGCGACUCCCAGGGAAUGGCGGAGUUUGCCGGAGGAGGCGACGGCGGCCAUGUCACUCUGUGCCUGACCGAGGCCGUGGCUGGUGACGAUGGGGAGAGCAUGGACACCAUGGAGGGUGUGAGCUUACAAGCAGUGACCCUGGCGGACGGCUCCACAGCGUAUAUACAGCACAACGCAAAAGAUGAUAAACUCAUGGAAGGACAAGUGAUUCAGCUGGAGGACGGCUCCGCGGCUUAUGUCCAGCAUGUCCCUAAAAGUGACUCUCUGCGCCUGGAGGAUGGGCAGGCCGUGCAGCUGGAGGACGGGACCACCGCCUACAUCCAUCACUCCAAAGAUUCCUAUGACCAGAGCUCCGUGCAGGCCGUGCAGCUAGAAGAUGGCACGACGGCAUACAUCCACCAUGCCGUCCAGGUCCCGCAGCCGGACACCAUCCUCGCUAUCCAGGCCGACGGCACGGUGGCUGGACUGCACACGGCGGAGGCCACCAUUGACCCGGACACCAUUAGCGCUCUGGAGCAGUAUGCAGCCAAGGUUUCUAUUGAGGGAAGCGACAGUGUGAGCAGCAGCGCGCUGAUCGGCGAGUCCGAGCAGGAGAAGAAAAUGCAGAUUGUUUUACAAGGACACGGGCCCCGCGUGACGGUCAAAGCGCCACAGACCAAUGAGAAAGCAUUUCGCUGUGAGUAUGAGGGUUGCGGAAAGCUCUACACGACGGCUCAUCACCUGAAGGUGCACGAGCGAUCGCACACUGGGGACCGGCCGUACCAGUGCGAACAUGGCGGCUGUGGGAAAGCGUUUGCAACAGGCUACGGGUUAAAAAGCCACGUACGGACGCACACAGGAGAGAAGCCCUAUAGGUGCACAGAGGAAAACUGCACCAAGUCGUUCAAGACAUCAGGAGACUUGCAGAAACACAUCCGAACUCACACAGGAGAGAGGCCGUUCAAAUGUCCGUUCGAAGGUUGCGGAAGGUCAUUUACCACAUCAAACAUCCGGAAAGUUCACAUCCGUACACACACAGGGGAGCGGCCAUAUUACUGCUCAGAGUCCGGCUGUGGCAGAGCAUUCGCCAGCGCCACCAAUUACAAGAACCACGUGCGGAUACACACAGGAGAGAAGCCAUACGUGUGUACGGUGCCGGGGUGCGAUAAACGUUUCACGGAAUAUUCCAGCCUAUACAAACAUCACGUGGUUCACACUCACUCCAAGCCGUACAACUGCAACCACUGCGGCAAAACGUACAAGCAGAUCUCCACACUCGCCAUGCACAAGAGGACGGCGCACAAUGACACGGAGCCCAUCGAGGAGGACCAGGAAGGUUUCUAUGUACCGCAGCCACCGGAAGAAGUCCUGAAAGGCUCCCAGAUCACGUACGUCACUGGAGUGGAGGGAGAAGACGGCUUGCCGGCCGCAGUGACGCAGUCAGGACAGCAGCUGGCUCUUAUAGCCCAGGAUGGCACCCGGCAUGUGGCUAUAGUGGCGCAGGACCUGUCGGCCUUCCAUGCGGCCUCCGUGGAAAUGGGGCAGCAGCACGGUCACCACCUGGUCACCGAGACCCGGCCGGUCACACUGCUGGCCACAUCCAACGGGACACAGAUUGCAGUCACGCUGGGCGAGCAGCAGUCCUUGGAAGAAGCCAUCAGGAUAGCCUCACGGAUACAGCAGGGCGAAUCUCCCGGGAUGGACGAUUAACACGCCCCGGCCGCCAUCUUGGACCAGGAGAUGGCGCGUGUCAGGACUUGUAAGACAUUGAACACUUUCCGGGGACUGUGCUAAUGGGCCGGCUGCAUUUCAGGGCCGCGUCCCCGGCUCGGCGCCUGUGUUUGCGCUCGUAGCGCUCCGGCCGCCAUGUAUUAUUUGUACAUAGAGAUUGUUAAUGAUGAAAUUAAUACUAUUUUAUCUUUGCAGCAGAUCAUGUACAAACCCCCUCCCCUCCCCCAACAUUAAAGGGACAGAAGCUGUUUUGUACAUUACUGCUCUAUGAAAUAUUGAAUUAGUCGCCAUAUUGGAUAGAAGUGAAGGAGGCGCCCAGAGCGCAGCACGUGACGGGGGAGGGGAUGCCGACCUCCUGGCAUUAGUUCUCUGGCUCACGAUUCGCCGGCUGUUGGGAAGUUUGUGGCCAAUUGACACGAGAUCUUUAUCUGCAGAUCCGACGUAUACGCAGAAGAUCCGAGGCCGGCGUAUUGUACCUCCCGGCUCUUCCCGACAGACGGAGGAAUUACAGCCGUGUCCUCCCCUCUCCGGACACAUGCACACUGUGCCGCUCAUACACGUGAGACUUAGGGGCAGGAAUGAUCGCCACUGCCGUGGUCUUCCCUCACUCAGUCCUAUUACCGCUCGGUCCCCAUGUAUCGUCAGCGCGGACAAAACAGAUCAGGAUGCCUUCCAUUCCAUGACCGGACACAAAACCGCUGCGUCCGGUCUGCGAAACGGAACAACCUGGAUCUGGCACUAAAUUCAAUGUAAGUCAAUGGCCCCGUGUCCGUUUUUCUGGUUUGUUCAGUUUGGAUCUAAUACACCUGCAUCUGAAUGGAACGGAUGCAUCCCAAUGUACUAAAUCGAACGGAAUCGUUUUGCUGCGGUUUUCAGAUCCUCUGUCGGAUCUCAGAACCGGAAUACAAAGCGCAGAUGUGAGAGUAGUCUAAGGUGCACUUACUGAUUUAUCGGCUGAUUGGCACGCCAGGUAUCGGGAAUAAGGGCUCCUACGAACGCUGGUUCACGAUAAUUGGCCUGAAAACCAUUCUGUCUAAGGGCGGGCUCACACCACGCUUUAUGAUGUAUACG
Molecule: messenger RNA, 2947 nt
Organism: Bufo bufo (common toad)
Lineage: Eukaryota; Metazoa; Chordata; Amphibia; Anura; Bufonidae
Gene: ZNF143
Product: zinc finger protein 143
Exons: 15
Coding region: 41-1855 (604 amino acids)
Biological process (GO): central nervous system development; positive regulation of transcription by RNA polymerase II
Cellular component (GO): nucleus
Molecular function (GO): RNA polymerase II cis-regulatory region sequence-specific DNA binding; DNA-binding transcription activator activity, RNA polymerase II-specific
Source: RefSeq, a predicted model, not a curated record